Molecule: messenger RNA, 4589 nt
Organism: Notolabrus celidotus (New Zealand spotty)
Lineage: Eukaryota; Metazoa; Chordata; Actinopteri; Labriformes; Labridae
Gene: tmf1
Product: TATA element modulatory factor 1
Exons: 17
Coding region: 494-3973 (1159 amino acids)
Cellular component (GO): Golgi apparatus; endoplasmic reticulum
Source: RefSeq, a predicted model, not a curated record
CGGUGCUACGUGGAAAGGAAGUAGCGAGCUGGCUAGUGCUAGCUGCUACAAGUUGAGAGCGACCAAAACAAACGAUGACGGCCGAGCCGAUGAGCCCAAAAAGCUUGGAUUGACCAUGGGAAAUUGAUUUGCUUGCAAACGCUAGAUGCGGUAUUGGAUAUACCCGUAUUUCUACAUGACUGACUUGUAGAAAUGUUGAGGUUUUAAGUGCCAACUGGGAAGGUUUUCGAGCUGGAACUGUAUCCAGGAUUGAUCCUGUAAUUUACAGCCUUGUUAGACUGUAGCUAGCUAUUAAUAAGGAGCUUUUCUGGACUAAACAUCUUUCUGAAUUCACGGAAUACAGUUUGCACCAGGGGACGUUAACGACGGAAAAUGUAACGACAGUUAAAUUGACUGUUUCAUGUGGAUACGCCGAGUUGCCUCUGAGAUCCCUGUAACAUUUUCCAGGACUUGGUGAUAACUAGCUAGCUAGCUAGCUAGCUUGACAGGCAAAAUGAGUUGGUUCAACACAUCUCAUUUGUCCAGUUUCGCUAAACAAGCUCUGACUUCAGCUCAGAAGUCAAUCGACCGGGUUCUGGAUAUCAAAGAAGAGGACCAAUGGGGUGACACGGUUGUUAUGCCUUAUGACGAUGUUACACUAACUGAGAAGUUGUCUUUAAGUGGAGGUUGGGGAAUAACGCAAUGGGAAGCACCACCUGAAGAAAAGACCACCACCCCUCCUCCCUCCUCUGAGGCCAUCACUACUCCUGUAACCCGCACAGUUGUGGACGAAUCUGAGAACUUUUUUAGUGCCUUUUUGCCACCAGGAGAAGGUCAAGGUGUCACUAAUAUCCAAGUAGUCUCUGUACCCCCUACCAAAUCCCAAAGGCGGCUUCAGGAGAAGGAAAACAAAAUUAACAAGACCGUGGUCCAAACAGACGUGGAGACUGAAGAGUCAGCAUCUGCUGAUGAGAGUAAUGAAAAUCUGGAAGCUGCCGAGAGCCUGCCAGAUGAGCCGGACUCCUUACUGGCAGCACCUUACACAGACGCUAUCCCCCCAGAACAUGCUUCCCCUGCGUACUCUUCCAGUGAUCUUUCUAGUAAAACUGACAUAGAUAUGAUCAAUGUAGAAACAGAUGCUAGUCCAGCAGUUCCUGAAGAUUCAGAAACACAGCCCUCACAGACUCCCUCUGAUCACAAGAUUGAGCAGGAUACCACAGAUUCCUCUGAACCCUCUUCUGACUCCUCUGGGUCCAAAAGCUCUACUCCCUCUGAACAGUCACCCUCUCCUUCCUCUAAAGAAGUAUCCAUUGAGCUUAAAGACUCAAAGGUGGAGGAUCGGCAAAGCGAUACCCCCUCUCCUCCUGUCAGUGCUUUUUCUUCAGGAACAUCCACCACUAGUGACAUUGAAGUGCUUGAUCAUGAGUCUGUGCUGAGUGAAAGCUCGGCCAGCUCCAGACAAGAAACAGGUGAAGGCAAAGCUGGUCUUCACUUGAUGCAGGGCUCCUUCCAGCUUCUCACUGCCUCUACCUGUGGAGACUUCCCCCGGUUGGAGGACUAUUCCAAACUCACAGAGAGCUGCGGCUCCUCCUCUGAUGCAUUUGAGCGCAUAGAUUCAUUCAGUGUGCAGUCACUGGAUAGCCGGAGUGUCAGUGAGGUUAACUCAGAUGAUGAGAUCCCUGGCAGUCGAACAUUAGCAUCUGUCACCGCAGGCCCUGCUCCUCUAACAGUGUCAUCAGCUGUAUGUGAAAAGCAAGAAGAUGGAGUGGAAGAGAAGGCAGAAGAGGAGCAAGAUGAGGAGGAGGAAGAGGAAGGCUUCACCGAAUCAAUGAGGGAGCAGUCCCUGGAUGAGAUGGAGGAGAGUGGACGGAGUGCGACGCCUGUUAACAGUGAGCAGCCUGAAGAGUUACCAGAUCAGGAGUCUGAGGCUCAGGUCACACUUUCUGAUGCUAUGUGCACAGCUGAAGAUAAGGUCACCCCACCAAUCACAGAGGAAAUGAAAGGCUUCUCAACAGUCCAGAUUUUGGAGUUCCAAAAGGUCAUUGACGAGCUGUCGGGAUGCCUUGAGAAGAGAGAAUCUCAGCUUCUGGCAGUCAGCAAAGACAAGGCCAGGCUGGAGGAGGAGUGUGACAAUCUCAAAGAUGAAGUGGUGACCCUGAAGGAGGAGAGCUCCACUGUGCAGUCCUUAAAGGAUGAGUUCACCCAGCGCAUAGCAGAUGCAGAGAGGAAGGCUCAGCUGGCCUGCAAAGAAAGAGACAUAGCUAAGAAGGAAAUCAAGGGCUUGCGAGAAGAGCUCUCUACGAGACUCAACCCUAGUGACACAAUGGAGAUAAUCCGAGAAAAAGAAGAACAGAUCAGAGGCCUGCUUGAAGAAGGUGAAAAGCUGUCCAAGCAGCAGCUGCAGCACAGCAACAUCAUCAAGAAACUGCGUGUGAAGGAGAAGGACAGCGACUCAAGGAUCAUCAAGCAACAGAAAAAAAUAAAGGAGCUGGAUGAGGAGCUCAAGACGCUGCAGCAGGUUCUAGACGGAAAGGAGGAGGUGGAGAAGCAGCACAGGGAAAACAUCAAGAAGCUGAAUGCUGUGGUGGAGCGUCAGGAGAAGGAGCUGAACAGGGUGCAGGCAGACUCGGAGGAGCUGCAGGAGAAGAACAGAAGUAUCCAGGCUGCUCUGGACAGCUCUUAUAAAGAGCUGGCAGAACUUCACAAAGCCAAUGCCAGCAAAGCCAGUGAAGCUGAGGAAGCAGCUCUUAGCAGGCAAAUUCAGGCAAAGGAGCAGCUGAGUCUGACUCUUGAGAAGGCCCAAGAUGAGGCCCGGUUACAACAGGAAGCCCUGGCUGAUCAGGUGGCUGACCUGAGAGUGGCUCUGCAGCGAGCUGAGCAGCAGCAAGCAAGGAAAGAAGAUUAUUUAAGGGAAGAGAUCAGUGAGCUGCAGCAGAGGCUACAGGAGGCAGAGACCAGGAACCAAGAACUCAGUCAGAGUGUAACCUCUGCAACGCGGCCCCUUCUGCGACAGAUCGAGAACCUCCAGGCCUCACUGGGCGGGCAGACAGCAUCUUGGGAACAACUGGAGCAGAACAUCUCUGACAGGCUCGUGGAUGCCCAGGCACAGCUGGCAGUUGCUGUGCAGAAGGAGCGAUCAGCAACAGAGGAGCUGAUGUCCAUCAAGUCUCAGCUUGCCUCUUUAGAGUCCCAGAAUUCCCUGCUCCGCCAGGAGAAGGCAAGAACCCUGGCACAGCUGGAUGGAGAGAGGAACAAAAGAGAGAAAAUUGAGGAUGAGAGCAGCAGGGAGCAUGUUGAGCUGGAAAAUCUGAGAGGAGAACACAGCCGUAUGAUGGAAGAUGCCAAAAAAGAAAAGCUGCUGCUGACCAAUCAACUCGAGAUGGAGAAGAUGAAAGUGGAGCAAGAGAAGAAGAAGAGCUAUUUAGCACAAGAGGCACUCAAGGAAAAGGAGCGGAAGGCCAUGACCCACUCGGUGGAGCCUCCUGCCUCCUCUACACCAUCCCUGUCCCGCUCCAGCUCUAUCAGUGGGGCAGAUCAUGCAGGCCUGCACACUUCAGUUCUUUCCCAGGACGACGCUUUGGACCACUCCUUGGGUACCAUGACUAUGUCGAUGUCGAUGAGUGGGACCAACCUAUACGAGGCUGCCCGGCUGUCUGGAGGCUCCAGCAUCAUAGAGAACCUCCAGUCUCAGCUCAAACUCAGAGAAGGAGAAAUUGCACAGCUGCAGCUUGAGAUUUCAAGUCUUGAGAGGAGUCGUUCAGUGAUGGCUGAAGAGCUGGUCCGACUCACCAAUCAAAAUGAAGAAAUGGAUGAGAAGAUACAGGAGAUCCCUAAGUUUAAAAUUCAACUCAAGGAUCUUGAGCAGAGACACAACACAAUCCUUCAGAUGUAUGGAGAAAAGGCUGAAGAGGCUGAGGAGCUGAGACUGGACCUUGAAGAUGUGAAGAAUAUGUAUAAAACCCAGAUUGAUGAACUGCUGAAAAACCAGAAAUAAACAGUAUAUACUGUGUUACUUCCGGGAUACGUACAAGUAACCUUGUUGACUAUCUUAGACAGGAGUGAAUUGGGAGGGAGAGAUAGGGCAGUGAGUUUGAGUUGAAUUAGUGUCAAAUGAAAAAUAGGUUUCCUCUACCUGAUAUCUUAUUCUAACUCACUAUCACAUACAACAUUUAAGUUGGGAUCUAGGGAUCUUGGGACUAUUCAUAGCAUACAAUGCUUUAUUCCAGAAUCAGUAUGAAGGAUAGUUACCAUUUGUGAUUCAGGUGUUCAUUUGAAAUCAUUGGUACCUAGUACAAACAUGCUUUUAGAUAUGAUUUCUCAUGGCUGACUCUUUCACAUGUCUUUUGGAUAGUUAACAAAGGUCAGAGACGGUGAAGGUUUUUUUGCACUAUACAAAUUUAUCAUUUUAUUUCCUAUUGCAUUACCAGAAUGUUUUAAAAAUAAUAUAAUUUUAUUGUACAGAAAAAAUGUAUGUAUUGUUCUUAACUCCUUACAAAUCACAAAAUGUGGCGUAGACCUGAAGAGUAGUCUGUGAUUGAAAUCCUGAAUAUUGGGUCUCAAACCUUUUAAAUAUGUAAAUGAAUAAACAUUUAUUUGGGUGGUGAAAGAAA